Pangasianodon hypophthalmus (striped catfish) is the source of this 8838-nucleotide messenger RNA. It is a transcript of the gene dido1, whose product is annotated as death inducer-obliterator 1. Gene Ontology annotation, cellular component: nucleus. The record is from RefSeq and is a predicted model, not a curated record. Gene Ontology annotation, biological process: apoptotic signaling pathway; DNA-templated transcription. Lineage: Eukaryota; Metazoa; Chordata; Actinopteri; Siluriformes; Pangasiidae. Bases 721 to 8304 code for a protein of 2527 amino acids. The transcript is spliced from 19 exons.
GUGCUAAUGAAAUGCACAAAGUAUGCAAAAGAAAGGACAGAGCUAAUUAAAGUAGUAAGAAAUACGGGUGAAGAAACUAUAAAGUCUGCUUAAAGAAUCAGCAGGACAAAAUAUAGUGCAAUAUUAAGGUAUCUUAAAAAAAUAGGGGUAGAUAAGAGAAUUACAUAUAUAUUUUUUUAACUGCCUAUUGAUGCUGUUCAGUCGGUGGCGGUAAUGCACCGGAAGCGGGUUUGUCACCCGCCAUAAAACCGCAAAUAAAGAAGAAGAAGAAGAAGCUGCUCCAGCUACGCUUGGGAUUUUUCAGUACCUGCUCCUCACUCCAGGCCAGUAGGUGGCAGUGUUGCACCGAAAAGCGAAUUUUCCAAACGCCAUUUAAAAGUAAAUAAUUUUUUAUAAGCUAUUACAAAUGAUCGGCGAAGACUCAGAAAAUCCAAGCGUCACAUUCUUCCAACUUACCUGCGAGGGCGCUGUAACCUGCAGCGUCACUGACGGCGCGUGCUUUCCGAGCGCAGGCAUGCGCGCGCUACACAUAUCGCCAGCGAGAAGAGAAAAUGGAGGAAGUCCUAUUGGGUUGACCGCGUUGCAGAUAUACUAUAUUCUUAAAUUUCUCGUUGUGAUGUGAACGACUCAGGAACUGCUUGUAAUUAAACACUAUUCCCAGUUCAGCAGAGCCUGAAACAGAUAAUUCUGUUUGAAAACUAGCACGUGACUCCAUCAGCUAUGGAGGAGAUUGUGAGCCCUGAGCUAGCUCAAACUCCUAAGCCUGAGUCCAGCCAGGAUUUGGAUUCCAGUUCACAAGUUCCAGCUGUUGUAGCAGAGGAGGAAAAGGACAACAAGGGUGACAAAGGCCAAAGUGAUGCCCCUCAAAAAGACCAAGUAGAGGACUUGGAGAAAUCGGCCAAGAACUCCGGUGAGCUUAAGAAGACUUGGGGCUUCCGCAGGACCACCAUUGCAAAGAGAGACAUGGCUGGAGAGACAGCAGGUGUAACAGCAGAGAGUCCUGGAGCACCGGUGCGACGAAGUGGCAGGCAGGCCAAGCGCACUGAUAAGCUUGAGGAGUUCCUGGUGACAGUCAAACGAGGGAGAGGAGCAGCGAGACGUAGCGCGCCCGCUCACCUGGAAAGUGGAGAUCCACCGUCUGAGACCGCAUCAGAGGCCAGCUUUGACGGAAACGCAGAGUCUAAAGUGACCGAAAGCAAAGCGCCAUCCCCAGUGAGGAGGACCAGAGGGAGGGGCAGGGGAAGGGCAUCCCCCAAGCCCAAAGCAGACACGGCUGGCUCAGUCAGUGAGGACGAUAGUUCAGAGAAUGAAGAGAAAGUCAUGAAAGAGACACAAGAAAAGCUCGAGAUAGAGACUGGUGCAGAGGAUGCCAAGAAAGAGGAGGUAAUAAAAGAACUGAAAGAGGAAUUGGAGAACCAAGAUGAAGAGACAAGCAACGAGGAAGUGCCUGCCAACGCAAGACCUUCAAGAAGCCCUUUGAAAUCAGGCCCCAAAAGAGAAGCUAAGCCUAAAGCAGGGGCAUGCAAAGAGAAGAAUGAUGAUGAAGAGGAGGAUGAUGAAUCGUCAUCAUCCAGUGAGUCUGAUAAUGACGGUUAUGAUCCAAAUGCACUUUAUUGCAUCUGCAGACAGAAACACAACAAAAGGUUCAUGAUCUGCUGUGACCGCUGCGAGGAGUGGUUCCACGGAGACUGUGUGGGCAUUACGGAGGCACGUGGCCGUCUAAUGGAGCGCAACAGUGAGGACUAUGUUUGUCCCAACUGCACAGGCAGGAAACCCCAGAGCACCAAGGCCUCCACCUCUACAUCAGGUGCUGAAACUGGCAAACGACCUGCUACUCCCACUGCUGCUCGCAAGUCAGAGCCCAGUCUCGCUCUUGUUAGCCAAGCCAAUGUACAAACACCUACAACUGCUGCCGGUCCACCUCCUGCUACUGCUGCUUUUCCUGCUACUACAGCCUCUCCUGCUUCAGAAGAGAAGACCGGGGAAGAAGUCGGCAUCAAGGGCAGGAUUGAGAAAGCUACUAACCCAAGCGGCAAAAAGAAAAUAAAGAUUUUCCAGCCGCAGGUGAUGGCGACUGCACAGGAAUCUUCUCUGCCUAAGUGCAUUGGUCCCGGCUGUGAGAGGGACGCUCUGCCCGACUCUGUCUACUGUGGUAAUGACUGCAUCCUCAAGCAUGCUGCUGCUGCCAUGAAAACCAUCACUACUGACAGCAAGGAGACAAAACCCAAGGAGAAGCCCAAGCCAAAAAUCCUGAAAAAGCCUGCAGUCAUAUCUACAGUCAAGGUUCCAUAUACACCUAUAGUGGUGGUUUCUGAAAUUUGGAAAACGUCGAGUUUGGGUCCUGAGCGAAGGAGCAGCAGGAGGUCCACUGACUCGUCCAGCAAAGCUCAAGAGGAAUCCUUGGAGUCAGAAGGCCGUGAAGAUGAAGAUGAGGAGGAUGAAGAAGACAGAGUUGCAGAGGAGCAUCCACCACCCCCAGCCAUGUCGUCCUGGUCCAGCGACCAUAAUUACAUUGCAGUAGCGCCAGAAAAGACUACAGCAAUAUCACCAACUGUGUUAAACAAAGCGUCAGCUGCUCAAAAGGAUGAGGAGGAAAAAACAGAAGAAACUGAACCAGAAAAGAAAGAGCAAGCACCUAUUGAGAAGAAACCUCCAGCAGCAACUGUGUCUCCCAAAGGAGGCAAAAAGUCCCCAGGCCCGAAGAUGGGCAAGCCUCCUCCGGUCUCUACGCCCAAAGGCAAAACAAGCACUACGUCCUCAAGCAGUGCCAAAGACUUGAAAAAACCGUCUGCAUCCCAAGGCAAAGUGGUCAAAUCCAAAAAACCAGGACCACCCCCUCCUCCUAUUCCAGUAUUCUCUACUUCUGGUCCUCCUGGAUCACGGCUCCAUCCCACUGGAGCUCUGAGUGUUGGCAAGAGCACCUUCACCAUCCCCAAAAAGCAGCCACAGUCUGGGGUGAAGGAAUCUGUGAGUUCUGGUCCCUCUCAGGCCUCCAGGAUGCCUCCUGUGUCCAUGCCCUCUAGCUCCCAGAGCCAGCCACCGGCGUCCAAGCCAGCGCCACCAGCAGCACCUCUCCCUCCACAAGCACCUCCUAACAACCAGAUGAGGUCCAACAUCCGACGUUCGCUCACCGACAUUCUGUACAAAAGGGUGAGUGACAGCGAUGAUCUCUCUAUGUCUGAGAGCGAGGUGGGCAAACUGGCUGUCAGCAUUGAGAAAGAAAUGUUCAAUCUGUACAUGAACACAGACAGCAAGUACAAGAACAAAUACAGAUCCCUCAUGUUCAACUUGAAGGACCCUAAAAAUAAGGGCUUGUUCUAUCGUGUGAUUGGUGGAGAUGUCAGCCCGUUUCGGUUAGUGAGGCUCAGCCCCGAAGAACUGCUCUCUAAAGAAAUUUCUGAUUGGAGGAAAACUGGUACCUCUGAGAUACUGGAUUCUAGUGGAAGGACCCAACCAGGGCAGUCCAAAGCUGGAUCCAAACAGGACGCAGCUCCCCCUGAUGUUGACAUGGAAGAAGCCCCUUCCAUGUCUGAUGGAGAUGUAUGUAUCUCUGCUACUUCCCAAUCUCCUCGCUUGGCUUCUGGGGCAGAUCAUCAGGAAUCCCAUUCUUCUGCCACACUUCAGAGUUCUGCUUCAGCAGGAAAAAGCAGUGCUGUCCCAGACAUCUUGAGCAACAUGUUGAAAGACACCACGGCAGAACACAGGGCUCACCUGUUUGACCUUAACUGCAAGAUUUGCACAGGUCAGAAGUCAGCUGAUGAUGAGCCAGCAGCUAAAAAGCCUAAAAUGUCGGUUCCUAAAAAACAAGACCCUCCCGAAAAACCCAAAACAGAGCAGCGACCCUCCAAGGUGCCAGCAGACCAACCUAACAUCUCUUACUCUGCCAGUGACAUGUCUAUGCCUCAUCAACCAAGUAGCAUGGAAGAACAGAGCAGCACGGUGCCUGUUGUGCAAGCUCCUAUGGUAAUGCCGGCAGUUUCUUCUGUCACUAUAAGCCGCCGCGACCCUCGUACUGCCAGCCACCGCUCCUCUGCACCUCUCACUCAGACUGAGCCUGAUGUCAGUAUGCCUGUUGGGGCACCAGUCAGUGUGCCUGUUGCCACACCUGUGCCCUCUGAAGCUCCUGUGAUGGACAUGAAGGGGCCGUUGCCUAUGCCACCUGGAGUUCCCGUAUCUCUGUCUAAACCUGUGAUGCCAAAACAAGUCACUUCAACAGAAUCACGGCACUACGGGGCCAGCGCAUCCAGCAUGACUGAGCCCCCUCCUGAGGGAGAGACAGCUCUGUUCCUGUCAGGACAGGAGAUUAUGUGGAAAGGAUUUGUCAACAUGCACUCUGUUGCCAAGUUUGUCACGAAGGCCUACUUGGUCUCGGGCUCCUUUGAGCAUCUCAAGGAGGACUUACCUGAUACCAUUCAUAUCGGUGGUAGAAUAUCACCACACACAGUUUGGGACUAUGUUGGUAAACUGAAGACUUCAUUGUCAAAAGAGCUUUGUCUUAUUCGUUUCCAUCCAGCAACCGAAGAGGAGGAAGUUGCGUACGUGUCCCUGUUUUCUUAUUUCAGCAGCCGCAAGCGGUUUGGCGUAGUGGCCAACAGCAACAAACGAAUCAAAGACCUUUAUCUCAUUCCACUGAGUUCCAAAGACCCUCUGCCUGCUAAACUCUUACCUUUCGAUGGACCAGGUCUCGAGCCAGCUCGUCCGAAUCUCCUGCUUGGGCUUUUAAUUUGUCAGAAAGACAAGAAACGUGCUGGAGCCCCUCUGGAAAGUGAGGAAAAACGUUCUAAAACACAGCGAGAUGAUGAGACUGGCCUCCCAAAACCAAUCAGUGUUAGCAAAACUGACAAAGCCAUGCGAAUCAGUCAGGAGCCCAUAAGCACAACUCCUCCUGGAACUCCACCCCCUCUCAGCAGUUCUGAGUCAUCAGUUGGUCCGCUUACAUCAUCAGUGUUUUCCAUCUUGUCCUCCGUCAAGGCACCUGGUGUCACCACAAGUACAGGCAGUAAUUCCCCAUCAAUCACGGCCACCCCAGCAGUUCCUGUCACAUCUACUACUCCACUUCAGACCAUCCUGAAGACCUUGUUUGGUAAGAAGAAGGAUUCUGAAGCUUCUCAGUCCCCUUCAGAUCGAAGUUCAACAGAUGUUUCUGUUCCUCUGCUGGAUCCGAUUGUUGAGCAGUUUGGCAUUACAAAAGGUAAAAAAGUAGAUGAACAAGAGGAUGAUAGACCGUAUGACCCAGAAGAAGAAUAUGAUCCCAGUGUUUCAUAUGUUAAAGAAAAGCCUAGUGAGUCUAUGGUCUCUACAAGCAUCACACAACCAGAGGUUAGAACUGGUAUGGUAGAUGAUGUGGCGUAUGACCCUGAAGAUGACUCCAUUUUUGAGGAGGUUAAGGGUGAUCCAGGUUCCAAGAAGCAACUAGAGGAACUGGACCAGCAAAUACCUGAUUCUAAAUCUCUCAUGGCCAGCAGUCAGUUACUUCAACUUGGUAAAAAGGUCGAGCAGUUGGUUGCAAAAAGCACAGCUACUAUUCCAGUUAUUAAUCAGAGAAGGGAUCCCAGGCAGAGUAGGGACCCUAGACAGGUGGCUGCCAGUCAGAGGCUAAACUCAGAUGAUUCUGUAGAAAAGGACGAGGCUCCUGCUGUUACGUCUAUUACUACUACUUUGAGUAAUACUGAUGCUACAGCUGCUCCUACUACAAUAACAGACAAACCACCCCUUGACAUUGCUGCAAUACUAGACACAUUAACGUCACAACAGCCUAAAGUCAUAGACACUCCAUUACAGGAUUCCUUAAAUGUAGAACCAACAGAACCUUGUGCAACCACAGAUUUGCCGCCAUCACAAGAUGAUGAGAAUGUUGACUCACAACUCUUGCAUCCGACUGAUCCUGAGUUAGAAUCAGCCAAGCCUGAAGAGGAAUCAAACAGUGAAGAGGUGCCUUUGCUAGAUGCAGAUAGCACAGAAAUUCCACUUUUAGGGGAAAAAAUAGACCUUGAUCUAGUAGAAAGUUACCUGGACACAGAACCUAAAGAAAGUCCCAAAGAAAAUGUUCCGUUUGAAUCAGAAAACAAGAGUUUUGAAGAAAUUUGGCCUAACUCUGCAACCAUUUUAAAAAAAGAGCCAAUCUCUUCUGUUGAAGAGUCAGCAGAAUCUUCUACAACGACAUAUUACAACAUCACAACAAUCAGUACACCGAUAACUUCUAUGGGGAGGCCACAGGAUGUGACACAAGUGAGUUCAUCUUAUAUGGAUUCACAUAGCUCUCAUAUGCCACACAUGACUGGACCAAACUCACAAACCGAUUAUCGAGGCCCCUCAGACAUUCCACCUCCAUUGUCUUUCCCCCCGCCGGUUGGGCCUCCACCUGCACUUGGUCCACCACCAAUGACUGUUCCACCCCCCAUGCAUAUUCCACCUCCAAUGUCAGGGCCACCUCCCAUUUCAGGACCACCUCCAAUGCAAAUGCCUCCACCAAUGCAAGGCCCGCCUCCACCUCACGGGGAAAACGACCUGUCACAGUAUCCGCCACCUGGCCCAUAUGCACCUUACCAGAAUCAGUGGGGAAACAGUCCACAGUUUGAUGCUUCAAGAGGACCACCUCCUCCAAUGGUUACACCCAGAGGGCCCCCACCUUCAGUCCCACCAAUGGGUCAAAGAGGCCCUCCACCUCAAAUAUUUAAUAACAACAUGCCCCCACAUCAUAUAGGACCUCGAGGCCCACCUCCUGGUCCUCUGCCACCAGGCCCACCACUCCCUCCUUUUGAUGGACAAAGAUUCAAUGGGCCUCCUCCACCUUUCAACUUUCCUGGACCCCGAGGCCCACCACCACCAUUUGCAGGCCCUCCCCCUGGUCAUUAUGAGAGCAGGGCACCACCACCCUCUCACUUCCCUGGGCCACGUGUUCCACCCCCUCCUCACAACAUUGGGGAAGCUGGACCACUGCCUAACAUCCCAAGAGGGCCUGCAGACAAUGAUGGUGGAAGUUCUUAUCAGCCAGGGAUUGAGCAACCCCAGGGACAAACAGCCUCACACAAUUACAGAGACAAUCAGGGACCCUCACAUGGACCUCCCUUUAGGGGACCUCCACCAAACCACUUUGAUGGACGAAGAGGCCCACCUGGUUCUGCAGGAGAUAUUCCAGGGCACCGAUUUCCUCCUCCAAACCAAUUUCGUGGUUCACCUCAAGAUAGAGUAUCCUUUGAAGAACCAAGAGGAGGGUCAUCCCAAGACUUAGAAAGACACAGGGGUCCUGCCCCUCAGCAUUUUGGUGGGCCAAGAGCUCCACUGCCAGGACACUACUCUGAUAAUGAUUCUGGAGGUCAGACAUCACGCUACCAGCUCAAUGACCAUCUAAAUGAGAUAAGACCUGUAAGGGGGCCUCUGUUGCCUACUCCUACUGAAGGUCCCAUCCCAGUACCAGGCCGCAUGGGUGGGCAUAGCCCAGAGUCCCUUCGUGACGACCACUGGAGAAGACACUCCCCUGAAAUGAGAAGACGGAGCAGCUCAACUAGAGAUGGUUCUGAGCCUCAGGACAGGUCAAGUCGGUUUGACAGUGGCCCCCGUGACCGAGAUGGCCCUUCAAGGCUGUCUGAAGAAAGGCAGCGAGAUGUGUCUGAGGACAGGAAGAGAGACAGAGACCGGGAUGGGCUGCAUGGAAGCCGAUCAUGGGGCUGGACCAGAGACCGUGAAUGGGAUCGUGGUAGGGAGAGAGACCGCGAUAGAGAGAGGGAGAGAGACCACAGUAGAGAUAGGGAUAGAGAUAGGGAGAGAGACCACAGUAGAGACAGAGAUCGUGAUCGCAGCAGGGAAAGGGACAGAGAGAGAGAGCGUAGCAGGGAAAGAGAACGCAGUAGAGGUAGAGACACUGACCGGCACAGAGAAGUUGAGGGGGAAAAGAGGAGGGAUCGGGAACGGGAUCGGGAUCGGGAUAGAGAUCGUUGCAGGGAGAGAGAAUCGGACAGGAAAGACCAUGACCGAGACAGAGGAAAGAAUAGAGAAAGGGAUAGAGACCGUGACCGAGAUAGAGACAGUAGGGACAAAAGACGAGAACGCUCAAGAAGCCGUGAACGGGACCGUGGAAGAGAUAGAGAUAGACGAGAUCGGGACAGAGAGCGGGACCGAGACAGGGACAGGGACAGGGACAAGGAUAGGGACAAGGAUAGGGACAGGGAAAAGGACAGGGACAGGGAAAAGGACAGGGACAGGAGACAGAGGAGCAAAAGCAAAGACAGAAAGGAGGAGAAAAAAGACAAACCUGAGAACUCAAGAGACACUGAGAAGUCUACUGAUAAUGAAGUCAUGUCCUAAUUUUUUUUUUCCCUACAGUGGUCAUGACAUCCUUCAUAUUUGACAAGUUUUGCUACUUUGAAUUUUUUUCUAAAUGGAUUUGCAUGUAUGUGAAACUAUUAUACAUGGGUAAUUUAAAGUCCAUUUUGAACGUUUUUCGCUGCUUCCAUGACACAUUUUGUGCUCUUGGUUACGUUCAAGGACACUGGUCUUGUGAAUUUCAUUUAAAGAUGUUAUUAGAGGGAUAAUGUCAUACCAUGCUACCCAUCACCUGGAAAAAUAUAUUUUAAAAGUACAUAAAAAAAUAAAGAUAUGUAAAUAUGUAUUUGUGUAUAUACAUACAUGUAUGUUUUUAACUAUGUUUUUUCUAGUAGAGAACUGAAGCCAUAUAGCUUAAAAGAAUUAAUGUAAGAGGGAUGAACCGUGGCCUUGAUGAACAAGGUCUCUGUAUGGUAAAACUUGUUUAGCAGUCAAUAGAUAUGCCUGCAGGCUGUCGUCAGUCAGAUGUUCUGUAAGCUUUAUCAGGUUUUGUUUAUUAAACCCCUCUUUGUACGA